AUGCCUCCAAUCCUCCCCUCGACCCCCCGCCGUGGGACCCAGCGGGCGUCCCAUCUCCGUCAAGUGAGCAAUGGCAGUGCAGACAUCAUGUUUAACAGCCGUCCUGUUACUUCCUCGGACAGCAGCACACUUCACCACGAUACCACACCUUCGAAAGUGCGCAUCGAGAGACGGUGCACAAUAUGGGUUCACGACGAGGGCUACUCCAAGGACGAGGUGGUUCUCAAUCUCGACUUGUUUCCAAACGUCAAACCUGGCGAACUCAUGGCUGUUGUCGCACUGAAAACCGACUCUGGAGUUCGAGACUUUCAAGACAAAGCCCAAUUCGCGAAAAUAGAGCCGGAGGUUUUAGGAACAGCCAUGCAGCGAGAAGACAGCAAUUCCAAUCCUAGAAGUCCAGGCACCGCGAAUCCCAAUGAUGUCAAGCACGACGUGGAUGUCGGGAACAGGUAUCUCUUUAUUGCGAAGGACAUGCCGAAGGAAAUGAAGACAAGACAACCAACCCUAGAAGUUUCAGUAGCGAAACAUAUAGCGGAUGUUUUUUGUCUCAAACAUCGUUCUAAUGUAUUGUUGACUACGACCGAUGUAGCUCUCAGCUCUGCAUCUCAUGUUGAACUGAGUUUUAAAGAUCAAUAUCUUGCCAGAUCCGACAUGUGGAGACUAGCAGUUGGGGAGCUCGGCAAUAAGACAGUUUAUAAAGGACAAAAGGUACUUUUCAUGGGCACUAUCAAAGCUCAAGUGAGUUGUGUCUACGUGGAUGGGCGCAAGGUCCAGUCCGCCUUCUUUUCUACCAACACCAAGCCCAUAUUCAGAAGCGAGUCGGCACGUUACGUUCUAUUCAUUCAAAUGUCGAGAGAAAUGUGGGACUUCGACUCUGAAGGUUCUGGUGAGAUCAUGUUCAACAAAGUUGUCAAUGGCUUUCUCCCAGCGCUUUUCAAGAAGUGGGCUUUACUAAAAGCAAAACACCUCGUUAGCAUUGUACUUUUCACAAGGGUAGAGUACGACGUUGGGAUCUCAUCAGAGCUCGCAUUAAGCGCUCGCGACAGUGAUUACCAUACAGGCGUUCAGACCGAUGGGAACAAGAGACCCUACAAGGACUUCUACAGAGUUGUUGUCAGUGAGAUGGCUAGUGGAUCAUGGACCACGAUACUGUACCAGCUGAAACGCGAGUUCAAAUUCUUUCGGAAAGACAUUUCCAUGCAUCGAAUAAAUACAGGGACUACUAUUGGUCCAGCUGCAGACAGUAACAUAAGGGGUGUACUGGGAACACGUAUUGAAGCCGAACCCUCCCUAGCCAUGCAUGGAAAUGUUCUUGAAGCGAUCAAUCUUGCGUCUUCUCAGUUCGCCCACGAUUACAUCGAUAGAGACUUGAUGAGGACUGGCAUAUCCGUCGUUGUCAUCACGCCGUGCCCUGGAAUCUUCGAGGUAGACUACGAGACUUUGAGACUGACGACGGAGAGUCUCAUUAACAAUGGCAUUGGCAUAGAUCUAGUAUGUUUGCCAAAGAUGCCGCUUCAUUCAGUACCUAUAUUUCGCUAUCGAAACCCACAGUAUGCCGCAUUCCAGGAGGCUAUCCACUUCAAGACACUUCGUAGCGAAGACAGUACACCUCGACAGACUGCAGCAAUGUUUGGGAGUAGUUUCUCGUCGCUUAAUGAUUCUCUGUCCCCUGUGAAAGCCUCACAGCCUGAUCGGAGUCUGCGUACUGGCUCUUUCACAGCAGCCACUCCUCCGAGUGAGUGGUCAUAUGCUAUACCACACUGGAUCGACGUUUCAUUCUGGACGGGAGCUUCUGAAGAUGCACACAUCAAAAAUGAUGAUAUGGCAAUUCCGCUCGAGCACAGCUACACCACUUCAUACUCGGGGUCAACAGAUUUCGAGGUUAGGUGUAAAAUGUAUGAGAUGGAAAUGGCGAGCGUCAUGGAGAAUGUAAUGACCGAAAUUGCCGUGACACCUCUCCAGCACGACACUAUCUUCCCACACAUGAUCCUAGGAUCUCGCGAAAUCCCUGGCGAACGCCUACGUCGAGAUGAAGCCGCUAUAUUGAUUCGGCGGGACCGAAGUUACACGAGUCUCCUGGAGUUUGUCAACGGCCCGUCGAAGCCUUUAUUAGAUCGCCACCCGUCUCAUGAAGAGCGAAGAUUUCAUCACACGCUGGACAUGUUUGACAUAGCAAGAUCGGAGCUGACGGAUGACCAUUUCAUGGACCACCCUAGUAAUGAAGCAAGGAGAUCAUAUAGAACUGGAAGUGAGGAAGCAGCCAGGAAGAUUCUUGCCGAGGACCCAAAAGUUUUCGGCAACUCUUUCAAAGAUGAAAGUGGUACCAUGAAAGCUGCUCAUUUCCUCCCUGGUUCAACAACCGAUAGUACCAAGAAGGAGAAGAAACAAGCAGGCGAUACUUCCAAGGUACGGAAAGGUAGCGUGGCAAGCUCCAUGACACCUUCUUCACGAGUAUCACCAAUUAAACCACCCAGGUUCGGACGGCAGAUCAGCUUGGGGAAGCAUGGAUUCGGAAUCGCCGCUCCAAAGGCUGUUAUGGCAGAAAUUCAUAUCGAAAACGCUAGUGCAGCGAAGCCAGCGUCCACGACCUCAGAUCUAUCGGGAUCGAAGCAUAAAAACAUCAACAGUGAUAUGGCUAAUCACUACCUUGCUUCUGCAGCAUCACAGGCCCAGGAGCGCCCAUCGUCAUCGCAGAGUGAAAAGCCCAGAUCGAAGAUAGCCACCCCACCACCAGAGUUGAGGGCGCCUUUAGAAGGGCCUAUUGCAGAACCCAUUCAGUCAAGUCGACCUAUGACUAUAAGGAGUGCUUUGCAGUCACUAGAUUCCACAAACCAAUUCAAGUCUCGGUCAGUGCUUGGCUCGCUGUAUGAAACCCCCGACAGGCAGGAAGACGCGAAUGGAGCUCAUUUCUCGAUGCGACCAGAUGAUAACCAAAAAAUCUUCACCUCCAAGCUUCUCGCGGGAUCUGUUCCUGAGCUACCCGCAACACUAUCGCCAACGACAGCUCUUUCACCUUGGCUAAGCGUAUUGAACCCAUCCAAUCCUUCAGCAAACGAUGCAGUCGGCCCUAGUCAGUAUCGAAGGUGGCAACAUGUAUUUCCAAGACCAGUUCUCACCAAAACGAUGAAGUGGAAGUCUUUGUGCUCUCCCGCCUCGGUCCCUCUGACAACGGAAUACUUUCCUACAAAGCAUCAGCUUGACACUGAGUAUCAACAAAAGCCAUACAACAUCUCGCAAAAUGUUGAGGAUGAACUCCACGAAGAUCCAAAAACCAGGGAAGAGUUUCUCAGAGAACUAAUUGGUCUGCGUCUGUCACAAGGCUUCCAGAUCGUUGUUGGUCUAGCAGUCGCAGAAGCUUUCGGGCAAAAAGCACUGAAGAUUGCUAAUGUGUUCGACCAGGAACACAUCGCAGAAGACGGUGCUAGUGUGUUCAUGUCGAUGGGGAGCAUUAUUCACCAAUUGUCGUGUGUUAACGAAAGCGAGAUCGAGGUCAACAUGUUUGUCCGCAAGCCAACAGCCUCAACUGUAUCGAGUCCGGGAUCCGUUACGCCAGCUAUAUACAAUCCUGCUAUUCGCACAACAUUAGCGGAUGACUACGAGUCUCGUCGGAUAAUUCUUGGCAGGCCGAAGGACGAAUACAAUUGGAAUUAUGUCGACGCCUUCAUUGCAGGCUUUGACGAAGAGAUGUCCGAAGGGCUGAGAUUUUGGAGAGCUCGAUUUGUACUCAUUCCAGUCGAGCGGCCUACAACUCUUCAAAGACGUCGAGGCGAGGACAAUGAGGAAGAAAUUCGACUAGAGGGUAUCAAAAAGCUCACGCAGAUGUGGCAGCGACAUAGAGUCAUCCCUGCAUCAGAACGUCGUUUCCAGAAUCAGACAUCACACAAAGUUAAGGAUCCGAAUCCUCUAGAUAUCGUCUACAAAACGGAAGACCCGUCUUUUGUCGUGACCGCUGAAUUGGAGACUCUGCCAUUAGUUGAGACUGGCGAACCUGGAUCCAAGCGAGGGCAAUUAUUGGAGACAGAGCGCUUUCGAAAAUCGAAGCUGGACAUCGCAGGACUUGCCGACGCUAUUCAAGCUCCCGUGGAAAAAGGUGGAGUUCGAAUGCAGAAUCGAAGGUGGCAUUUCAGGUUACAUUAUAAUUGUUUCAUUGGUUCUGACAUGACUACUUGGCUAAUUGAGAACUUUGAGGACAUUGACACUCGAGAGGAGGCUGUCGAGCUUGGAAACAAGCUCAUGGCAAAGGAUGAGAUACAGAGGAUGAGAGAAAAAGAAAUGGGGAAGGAAAUCAAAGAGAAAGACACAGGGAUAUUCGUUCAUGUUGAAAAACGCCAUCCGUUCAGAGAUGGUCAGUAUUUUUACCAGGUCACAGGAGAUUACGCGAAGCAGCGCCCCGAAAGUCGAAGCGGAUGGUUCGCAUCCAGACGUCGGGACUACUCUAGUUCAAUACCGUCAACACCAAUGUCCGACACGAUGAUGAGAGACUCUCCUCGACCUGAAAGAUCUCGCGCGAGUUCCAAUUUUGACGAUGGUUCUACCGACUCUGGUGCAACGACCCCGACCACCGCUGGAGGAGCGGGAAAGAAACCAAAAGUUGCACUCAGCAAAGUCAUGAAGUACGACGUAGAUCACCGGAAGCGAUCAUACCGCCCAGAACGAAUCAAUCUCCACUACGAUCGCCUACAUAAUCCGGAUAACUGUUACCACAUCCGAAUCGACUGGUUAGGAGUGACAGCUAAGCUAAUAGAAGAUGCUAUAGAAUCUUGGGCCUCAAUAGCUGAACGCUACGGUCUCAGGCUCGUCGAAGCACCAAUCGGAGAAGCUUGUUCGAUCACCUCGAUUCAUCCAUUCAGGAGUCCAUAUAUUAUCGAGCUUGCUACCCAACCUCCAGACCAGCAGCCAAGAACAUACUUUGACGUCAGCUCGUUCGGACCACAGGUUCGAGAUAGCCCAGCAACACGACACUAUUAUCAAAAAGCCAUCAUGAAGAAGUUCAACUUUGUUCUCGACAUCGAAGCCGCACGAAACUUUCCUAAUAACGUAGAGGUCACCUACUCCUGGGGCAAGCCGGAUUUCAAGUUUACGCAGUAUAUACAUCGAUCAGGAGUUGUCCUCGCGCAAAUUACCGAUGAAGGAAGCUUCCUACUACUGGCAAACCGACUCUAUAAUAAUCGAACGGCGGCAGCGAGAGAGUGGGACAGGUAUGUCAAGGUCGACCAUGCGGAUCGUAAUGUCCGCAUGGCUUCAUCUGUCUAUAGCCACGGUAUCAUGUCUGAGAAACAAACUCCUGUCAAUUCUCCUAUGCUCCGUCCUACUACUAAUCACAUUGGAUCUCCUAUCUUGCGUGCUACUUCUGACGUUUUGGGUCCCAGUCUGGCGGGUUCGAAAUUAGCUAAUGUCACCACCCCCGAAUCUAUCAAAAACGAGCUUGAACUGUUUUGCAGAACUCCUAUGGCGCUGGAAUCUUUCUAUAAGGAAGUACUAGAAAGAUCUACUCCACCAAGUGCGACACCACCGAUGCUCAGAAGUCCAUUUGUUGGCAGCCUGCUCGAUUCGAAUAUUCCAACCUUGGGUCUGCCGCCGGGAAUCUUGGCGAGAGAUACGAGUCCAAGCCCGAUGCGUCUCAGCGGACAAAGCGGUGUGGGGAGUCCAAUGCCUCCAUUUACACGGAGACAGAGUGUGCAACUGGGAAUGAGUGGGGAUAACGCAAAGCCUGGAAAUGACAGUCCUAGAGGUAGCAUCACGGAGUCGGAUAAGAUGUCUUAA
Molecule: messenger RNA, 5763 nt
Organism: Mollisia scopiformis
Lineage: Eukaryota; Fungi; Ascomycota; Leotiomycetes; Helotiales; Mollisiaceae
Product: vacuolar membrane-associated protein-like protein IML1
Exons: 2
Coding region: 1-5763 (1920 amino acids)
Biological process (GO): negative regulation of TORC1 signaling; positive regulation of autophagy; intracellular signal transduction
Cellular component (GO): GATOR1 complex
Molecular function (GO): GTPase activator activity
Source: RefSeq, a predicted model, not a curated record